Molecule: messenger RNA, 5572 nt
Organism: Protomyces lactucae-debilis
Lineage: Eukaryota; Fungi; Ascomycota; Taphrinomycetes; Taphrinales; Protomycetaceae
Exons: 2
Coding region: 226-5484 (1752 amino acids)
Cellular component (GO): cytosol
Source: RefSeq, a predicted model, not a curated record
ACUCUCGCUCGAAAUGCGCUCAUGGGAAACUCGGCCACAUCCCACGAAGGCGACGACGAAACAGCCGGGAACGAGACGCGACGCACUCGGAGCAGCGAGAGAACAAGGCGCACUUGAUAGGACGCGAGGCAGCUCAAAGGAGGCGGCAGCUCUAGACACGAACAUUGUAAGAUUGCAUCCUGCAUCCUGGCGACGACAGUGAGGGUCCAUCUAUAGAGGAUUGCCAUGUCGCUUCCACCAGACAUUGCCAAGGCGCUCCAAGAGAUUGAUCAAGAAUUUGAAGAUGGUGAUAUCACUCGCAAAGGCUAUGAAAAGCGGCGUACUGCGGUGUUUGAAGCGUCAGGGCUAUCUGAAUACAUGUACAGUCAAGGUCAGCUUGAUGCGGCUGCCACAAUCGGAUUUGCGCCUCCAGCUGCACGGCAUGACCCAUUCAAGCCGAUGCAGGACGGAACGAGUAUGCUGCAAGACAUUGAUUCAAUGCAGCGGACGUCGUUGAGUACGGAUGAUAGCAACGACCAGACCUAUUCACAUGAUUCUCGAGGAUAUGCUUUUCAACCUCCUUCUUCAGCCACGACGAGCGCGCCAUCUCAUCCGCCUGGUCAGACACAUACACAGUAUGGUCAGUCACCCAUACUCUCAGGCCAUUUGGUAAACGAGCCUGGCCAACUACAUGAUCAAGACCGGCCGGGGCAGCACGACACGCCGCACGACUUUUAUGAGAAGCCAGCGUUAGAGGAUGACAGGCAUAUGCGGCGACGCUCCACAGACCUCUCUGGAAUCCCAUACUCCGGCGUCACAAGCCCAGAAUGGACGCAUUCUCAGCACGCUACUCCGGCUGCGCAAGGUCCACAACUUACACCGCUAGAGCCUCGCGAUAUCCCAUUUGCGAUACAUGACCCACAUAAUCCGCAAAUUGCCAUGAGUAACUUUGACAAUACAGCGGCCGUCUUGCGACAUCGAGGCCGCUCGAAUCCAAAGAAGGCUGCGUUCAUGGUGCUCGAUGCAAAAGGCAAAGAAGUGGCGACAAUCACAUGGGACAAGCUUGCCUCAAGGGCUGAGAAAGUCGCGCAAGUGAUUCGCGACAAGUCUGGUCUCUAUCGCGGCGAUCGCGUGGCUCUCGUCUACCGCGACUGCGAAGUAAUUGAUUUUGCGAUCGCCCUCUUUGGUUGCUUUAUUGCAGGGGUUGUUGCUGUGCCGAUCAACAAGCAAGAGGAUUUCCAAGAGCUGACUACAAUCUUGGCAGCGACACAAGCACACCUUGCCUUGACGACGGAUACGAAUCUCAAGGUCUUUGCUCGGGAGCUCUCACUAAAUAAAAUGCAAUGGCCUCGGGGUGUUGAGUGGUGGAAGACGAAUGAGUUUGGCUCUUUCCAGCUAAAAAAGAAGGAAGAGGUACCACCCUUGCAAGCGCCUGAUCUAGCAUACGUCGAAUACUCAAAGUCUCCGACCGGCGAUCUUCGCGGUGUGGUCAUUUCCCACAGAACAGUCAUGCAUCAGAUGGCCUCACUCAGCGCUAUCGUAACGACAGCGCCUUCCAGCAUGCGGGACAAGUAUGUACCUGAAAGAGAUCGACAGGGAAAGCCAGUCAUGACCCGAAGUAAUGGUGAAGUACUCGUCACCUACCUCGACCCGCGUCAAGCUAUUGGCAUGAUUCUUGGCAUAUUGUUAGCAGUGUACUAUGGUAACACUACAGUAUGGUGUCCUACUGGCGCUGUCGGAACGCCAGGUCUGUUUGCACACAUCAUCACGCGAUAUCGAGCCACUUUAUUGCUGGCAGACUAUCCAGGACUCAAGACCGUCGCCUACAAUUACCAAAAUGACCCAAUGAGUACUCGAGGAAAGAAGCACCAUGUCGACUUCUCUACCAUCAAGCUAUGUCUGGUCGAUUGUUUGACGGUUGAUUCCGAGUUUCACGAAAUCUUGGCUGACCGCUGGUUGAGGCCACUCGGCAACAAACGUUCGAGAGAAGUGUUGACGCCUAUGCUUUGCCUGCCUGAGCACGGAGGUAUGGUCAUCUCGAUGAAGGACUGGCUCGAGGGUCAAGAACGGAUAGCGAAUCUUGGAGUUACCUUUGAGGAUAUUGAGGAUCAAGAUCUGACUGAGGUCUUGCUCGAUCAAGAGGCGCUCAAAUCAAAUGAGGUCGUUGUGGUUGCGGUGGGAGCUGAUGUUGCCAAGAAAGCGGGUGACUCUACAACAGUAAGAGUUGGCUCCUUCUUUUACCCACUCGUUGAUGCGACGCUGGCCGUUGUUGACCCAGAAACUUCUUUGUUGUGCUCGACAACAACCGUUGGCGAGAUUUGGAUUGAUAGUCCAAGCAUGUCUGCAUGCUACUGGCUUCUUCCUCGGCAUACAGACACCAUCUUUCAUGCUCGGCCGUACUACAUCAAGCCGGAUACGAGGGAAACCCAGGUCUUUGAGCAAGAAUUCCUGCGAACCGGUCUCUUGGGCUUCGUCAUGCAUGGGCGCGUCUUUGUGCUAGGGCUCUACGAAGAUCGUCUACGUCAAAAAGUGGAAUGGGUCGAAGAUGCACAAGAAAUCACCGAAUACAGAUAUCACUAUGUGACGCAUUUGGUCAAUACUAUCAUGCGUAAUGUCCCAAAGAUCUUUGAUUGUUCGGCGUUCGAUGUCUACAUCAAUAAGGAACAUUUGCCAGUGGUCUUGCUCGAAAGUCCAAGCGCGUCAACUGUGCCUCUCACGCCCUCUGGACCCGCCCGGAUUUUAGACAACGACUUGCUCGAAGCCUUGGCUGAGAAAGUGAUUGAGGCUCUUUUGGAAAAUCACCAGGUCCGUGUCUAUUGCGUGUUGAUUUGUGCACCAAACACACUUCCGCGUGUUUCUCGAAAUGGGCGCAAAGAAAUUGGCAAUAUGCUCUGCCGCAAGGAGUUUGAGCGUGGUUCUCUGCCAACAGUCAUGGUCAAAUUUGCGGUAGAGCGAGCAGUAUUGAACUUGCCGGUCGGGGCAGAUCCCGUCGGUGGCAUAUGGUCGAGGAUAGCAACUGAGCGGCGAGCAAUUGAGCUCCAACACGAGGGGAAACAGUAUAGUGGUGUCGAUGUUCGCACUGCAUGUCUUGACGAACGAACAUCUACCAAUCUCGCUGACUUUGGCAGCAUUGUCGAGGUUUUUCAGUGGCGAGCCUCUCGUCAGCUCGAAGAACUGGCCCUUCUCUCAAUCGAUAACCGUGGCAAAGAAGGCAAGGCCAUAUCAUGGCGCAAGCUCGACCUGAAGAUCUCAGCAACCGCAUUCUAUCUCAAGAACAAGGUGCGCCUGAAGUCUGGCACUCAAGUCAUUCUCAUGUACACUCACUCAGAAGAGUUCUUCUUGGCUAUACAUGCCUGCUUUGCGCUGGGCGUAACUGCAAUCCCUAUUGCUCCGAUUGAUCCUUCGCGACUUUCAGAAGAUGUCCCGGCGCUCUUGAGCAUCAUCUCCGAUUUCAAGAUCAAGCACAUUCUUGUUAAUUCUGAUACUAAUACGGCAUUGCAGAGCAAAUUUGUGAGUCAACACCUCAAGCAGGCUGCUUUGGCUCAGAAGAUUCUCUUGCCGCAAAUCUACAACACAGCCAAGCCUUCAAAGCAAACGAAAGGUUGUCGCGAGAACGGCUUCGUCAUGGAGCAAGCUUGGUUACGUCUUGGUUUUCCAGCCCUUGUUUGGACUUACUGGUCGCCUGAUCAGCGUCGAACAUGCGUAACACUGGACCAUGCUGCCAUCAUGGGGUGCUGCAAAGUGCAAAAAGAGACGUGUCAGAUGCCUUCUUCUCGUCCCAUGCUUGGUUGCAUACGCAGUACAUCCGGUCUUGGCUUCUUGCACAGUUUCUUGAUGGGUGUUUUUGUUGGCUGCGCCACGUACCUGAUGUCCCCGGUAGAUUUUGCUGCAAACCCAUUAUUCUUGUCGCAGGUUCUUGCACGGUACAAGAUGAAGGAUUGUUACGUCACGCCCCAGUCAAUGGAACACCUGAUGCAAGCUAUGCAGGGCAAAGGUCCAAGCUUGCACGAGCUGAAGAAUCUCAUGAUUGCUUUUGAUGGUCGCGUAGCGCCCCACGCCUUCCCUCGAAUGCGCCAGCAGCUGGGACCAAGCGGUCUCGACGCAAGUGCGCUAAAUGCGACCUAUGGCCAUGUCGUCAACCCGAUGCUAGCAACGCGCUCUUAUAUGUGCAUUGAGCCAGUUGAAGUGUGUCUCGACACGCGCGCGUUGCGCGCUGGCUACAUUCGCGUCACAACGCCACAAAAUGAUCCACAUGCAAUUGUCCUUCAUGAUUCUGGUAUGGUUCCUGUGUCAACACAGAUUGCCAUUGUCAAUCCAGAGACAUGCACCUUGUGUCGCAACGGCGAGUUUGGCGAGAUUUGGGUUGCUUCUGAAGCCAGUGCUCUUGGUUUCCACGAGUCAAGUGAUCCAUUCGACUUGGAACGCUUUAAUGGUCGCAUCGCGGACGUUGACUCGAGAAACACGUAUAUCCGUACUGGCGACCUUGGCUUCUUGUACACUGUGGCUCGCCCAGUCAGUCGUGGCCAGGGCGUUGCUGAGCUACAGACGCUGUUUGUGCUUGGCUGCGUUGGAGAGACCUUUGAAGUGAAUGGUUUGAAUCAUUUCCCGAUGGACAUUGAAGCGACUGUUGAGCGCUGUCAUCGUGCCAUUGCCCGUGGUGGGAGUGCCGUCUUUCAAGCAGGCGACCAAGUCGUUCUGCUCGUCGAGGUCUUGAGGACAACACACUUGUCUGGCGUUGUGCCCGUCAUUGUCAACGCCGUACUGGAUCAGCAUCAAAUCAUCGUCGACAAGAUUGCCUUUUGCGCGCGUGGCGACUUCCCGCGAUCGCGGCUUCGGGAAAAACAACGAGGUCGAAUUCUUGCUGCAUGGAUCAAGAAGCAGCUCAGAACGUGUAUUGUAUACAACGUGCGUGAUGGCGAGAGACACCUCGACUCUGCAGAUACAAUGACCAUGACGCAAGAACCUCUUGGCGCCAUUGGAGAGAAUAUGGAUGGUAUGGAUGAGGUUGAUGAGCCUCGAGGUAUUCGCACCAGUGGGGGCUAUGUGCGAGCCAUACCGGGGUCUAGUCAAGGACGUCCUGAGCGUGGCACAGCGAGAUUGAGCAUGUCGAGCAGCGUACAAGGAUUGCCAGCUGGAACGACUCAAGCAGAGAUGCAAGCUGCACUGGCGUUACAAACUGGGACGAGUAGUCUUGCCGAUCCAGAGGAUAUCGCCAGACGUGAAAGUCACGAACGGUCGUCCUUUAGCGAUGUACGCUCCUCAUUCGAUCGUCCUAUCCAGCAUUUGACACCCGUCAAGCGUCAACCUGUUGAUUUGGAUGCCAUUCCAGAUCACAUGGAGGAAUCUCGGUCGCCGUUGAGUUAUGAAGGGGAUUAUGGUGAUUUAUCUUGGAUGCCAGAGCAACAAGCCGAUGAUACGCUACAAGCGUAUCUCGAUGCACCUCGUGUACAACCAUCCGGUAUGUCGACACCGGCAUCUCUUGGCGACUUUGGUGUUGCGCGGUAGAAGAAGCAAUAGUCAAGGACACACUUUGUACAAUGGAUAAAAGCAUGGAGCAAGACAUAAUACUAUGUUUAGUUAAAAUGGUAGAAGG